AUGACCGCUCGAUAUUCCCCUCCCCUCAAACCUAUCAGACUCUCUCACGCCCCAGCUCCUCAAUCUUUUCUACGCCGCCGAUCUCGCUGGCUCUACGGCCUACUCGCCCUGGUUCUGCUCUACCUAUGCCGCUCCUCCAUUCCCCUCCUCCCUCACCGCACCCCGAUCCACGAACCCUCCCUCCGCUACAAAAAUGUCGAUUGGUCUCGCUACGCCUACAGCCAAUACGCAACCAGCAGUCCCUAUCUGUGCAACGCAGUCAUGGUUUUCGAAGCCCUUUCUCGCCUCGGCAGCAAAGCUGACCGCAUCCUCCUCUACCCGCAGGAAUGGGACCUCGAGAUCGAAAGCACCUCUGAUCGGGACAGCCAACUGCUGGUAAUAGCGAGGGAUCGUUACGAUGUGAAGCUUCUACCGGUGGUAAUACCGAAGGCGGAUGACGACGCGUGGAAUGGGAGUUUUACAAAGUUCAUGGCGUGGGAACAGACUCAGUACGAUCGGGUGCUGCAUUUGGAUUCGGAUGUCACGAUAUUGAAGCAAUUGGAUGAGCUGUUCAUGUUGCCGAGCGCGCCGGUGGCCAUGUUGAGGGCUUACUGGAGGUUGCCGAGUGUUCGGCAGCUGACCAGUCUGUUCAUACUGUUUGAGCCCGACGAGAUGGAGGCGCAGCAGCUGAUGGUCGCUGCGAGUCCGAAUGUCAGGCAGAAGAAUGAGUACGACAUGGAGAUCCUAAACAAGUUCUAUGGGGACUCGGCUAUGGUGCUGCCGCAUCGGCAGUUUGGACUACUCAGCGGCGAAUUCAGGGUUGAUGAUCACAGAAAUUAUUUAGGGAACACCCAUGAGAGAUGGGAUCCUGAAAGGGUGCUGAGGGAGGCAAGUCUGGUCCAUUUCUCUGACUGGCCCAUACCGAAACCUUGGAUUAUGUGGCCGCACAACAUGAUCCAGGAUGAGAUGCCAAAGUGCAAGCUUGGGAUUGGAGCAGGGGGAGAUGAUUGUAGGGACAAGAAGGCUUGGCUGGGACUGUACGACGAUUUCAGGAAAAGGCGAAAAGAUAUUUGUGCUUUACUCUCCGCACCUGCUCCAGAGUGGCACCCUCCACCACGGAAUACGACGGAAGCCUCGGACUGA
This is a messenger RNA of Letharia lupina, 1122 nucleotides long. RefSeq lists its product as uncharacterized. The record is from RefSeq and is a predicted model, not a curated record. The transcript is spliced from 2 exons. Bases 1 to 1122 code for a protein of 373 amino acids. Gene Ontology annotation, molecular function: glycosyltransferase activity. NCBI's taxonomy places the organism in Eukaryota, Fungi, Ascomycota, Lecanoromycetes, Lecanorales, Parmeliaceae.